Selaginella moellendorffii is the source of this 1892-nucleotide messenger RNA. RefSeq names its product leucine-rich repeat receptor-like serine/threonine-protein kinase BAM1. The transcript is spliced from 13 exons. The coding region runs from base 68 to 1765 and encodes 565 amino acids. Gene Ontology annotation, molecular function: protein binding; protein kinase activity; ATP binding. The record is from RefSeq and is a predicted model, not a curated record. Gene Ontology annotation, biological process: protein phosphorylation. Lineage: Eukaryota; Viridiplantae; Streptophyta; Lycopodiopsida; Selaginellales; Selaginellaceae.
CAGCAAGAGCUAGGGUUUACGAGGAUGCGGGAGGACAAUGUAGGAGCUGGAGCUCGCUAGGGAAGUGAUGACACGAGCAAGCUCCAAUCUCCUGCUGCCGCUGCUGCUACAUUGGAUCGCUGUUGCGGCGUCGGCGGUGGCGCGCAUUGGCGCCGAUCCGGACGUCGCUGCAUUGCUGCGGCUGAAAUACUGCUUUGGGAAUGCGUCGAGGUCGCUCUUGAGCUGGGAGGCGUCCAGUAGCCCGUGCUCUUGGCAAGGAGUCAAGUGUAGCAGCAACCAAAGAGUGAUGAGCUUGGAGUUGUCGGGGCACUAUUUGUCCGGGACACUGUGUGCUGACGUUGGGGAGCUUUCGUCUCUCUUGCAUCUGAAUCUUUCCAGAAACGCGUUAGUGGGAGCAAUUCCCGCGGAGAUAGGAAACCUUGUCAACUUGAAAGUCCUGGAUCUCCACGGCAAUAGAUUCGAUGGACACAUUCCCGAAGCAAUCACGAAACUGAAGAAGCUAAGAAAACUUGAUUUAUCAUACAAUCGACUUAGUGGCAAUGUUCCCCAGGGGCUCUCAGCUGAUUCGUUCAAGGGUAAUCCCGACCUUUGUACCUCAGAAUCUUGUUCAGGCGUUGAAGCACAGUCUUUCAGCACAGCCAUGCUGGCGGUUAUGGGCUCGGUGCUGGCUCUGCUUUGCUUUCUAGCCAUUGUAGGCGUCAUAAGGUGGCGAAGACGAACGACAAGAUCGUUCACCGAGCUUGCAUCAAGAAAACUUAGUCAUAAUGGUGCUUAUGAGUGUCCCACGGACUACUCUUUAGACGAGCUCAAGCUAGCGACAGCUGAGUUUGACGAGACAAACAUCCUGGGCCAAGGCGCAAGUGGGGUUGUCUAUCGAGGAAGAUCCAGUGGGGGAUACAACGUGGCUGUAAAACAGCUGAUAAACGUUGAGUUCAAGGCUGGUUUCGCGAAGGAAAUAGAGAUUCUCUCUCGAGCGAGGCAUAAAAAUGUGGCGGGCCUUUUGGGGUUUUGCAAUUCGAGAGACGACAAAUUCUUGGUGUCUGAAUAUGUUCCAGGUCCCAACUUGACCGCUUUCCUUUCCGGGCAGCGUCGCAAAGAGUUUGAUUGGGACAAGAGGAAAAUAGUGAUCCUCGGAGUUGCAAAAGGCCUGGCGUAUCUGCACUCGUCAGGCAUGGAAAUCAUUCACGGCUCCUUAAAACCAAGCAACAUUCUGAUUGACGACGACUUCACGCCAAAGCUAACGGACCAUGGCCUCUACAGGCUUCUACAGCAAACGUCGUCACAAGCACGUGAUGUACGCAACGCAGUCUACGAUCCACCGGAGGCAAGCACUGGAACUCUAAUGAGCUCCAAAGGCGAUAGCUAUGGAUUUGGAGUCUUUCUGAUCCAGAUGAUCACGGGACAGCCACCGUGGUUUCUCUUGGAAACUGUCAGGUCCGCCGGAGUUAUGCUAAGAGACUGGGUGCUGCAAACGUGUGAGGGUGGAGAGCUUAUCGACGAGGAGCUGAGAAAGUCUCCCGUGUGGGAAGUGAAGAAGAUCGCUCAGCUGGCCACCAUGUGUACGGAGCUACUCCCAGUGCUGCGGCCGCGAAUGGACGAAGUUGUCCAGUUUUUGGUGGAGGAGGUGCUCAUCUCCAACAAAUCAUCCGAGCUCGAUGGCCUGUUUAUCGAGCUGGUGAUGGACACGCUACACGGGGACGCGCAAGCUUCCGCUUCCGCUCGGAGAACCGGCGAGAGCCUUCUUCCAGGAGGAUGUACGUCGUGAAGAAGGAAACCAGCAAAUGAUUAUGAUCUAGAGAGUUUUCACAGUGAUAAUAAACGAGGUUUGUAGUGUGCAUGGGAAAUAGAAGCGUUCUAUUAGACUCUGGCGUGUACUCGUCCAGCGCUCAGUA